Lactuca saligna is the source of this 3974-nucleotide messenger RNA. Lineage: Eukaryota; Viridiplantae; Streptophyta; Magnoliopsida; Asterales; Asteraceae. The record is from the annotation of a GenBank genome assembly.
AUUUGAUGAAUUUCAAUGGAGUUUCUCCCAAAAUAGAAGAGAGCCCGGUUCAAAUCCCACCCUUCACUCUCCAUGGCGGCACCCAAUCGCUCCCCUAUGCGUGUUCUAAUCCGUCCUCCAUCAUCUUCUCCUAUCACUCUUCCUUCCACCACCACUGUUCUACCACCACCCGCUGCCAUCCAUCAACCACCACCACCACCACCAUCGGCUCUUCCACCUCUCCCUCCCCCUCCUCCCCCUUCAACAACAUUCCGGCAAAACAGCGUUGUCGUUGUCGGAUUCGUCGGCCGGCGCAAAGGUGACGUGAGCCAAUUAAUCAACCGGAUUAUAGAUUCCAAUGUGUUUGGUUCCGGGGAUGCUGACGUAGCAUUGGGGUUUGAGAAAACAGGGGAAAUCGUGACGGAUGAGGUCAAGGAUUGGUUUAAGCAAAGACAAAUUAGUUAUUAUCAUGAGGAGACAAAGGGGGUUUUGUAUUUGCAGUUUUGCUCCACCAAGUGUCCGGUUAUGGAAGGGUUUUCGGAGGUCCCAAGUGGGUUUGAUUCGGUUUUUGAAAAGCAGGAGUUUGGGGAUCUUCAAGGGAUGCUGUUUAUGUUUUCUGUUUGCCAUGUGAUCAUAUUUAUACAAGAAGGCUCACGCUUUGAUAUCCAAAAUCUAAAAAAGUUUCGAGUGUUACAAGGUGCUAAACAUGCAAUGUUUCCAUUUAUUAAAUCACAAACACAACAAUCAACAACAUCAAGAUCACACACAUCUUCUUCUUCACACACUUCUCCUUCAAGAACACCUUCCAAAAACCGUUCCCCUGGUAAAAAUGGUCCACCCAUGGCUCGCAAUCCUUCAUCAGUCUCAUUAAUGUCAGAUGAGUCAACUCAGUCUAGAUCAACUUUACCCAUGAAAGGAUCUGGUUCAGUAGUUGUACUUUCACGCCCUGUUUCAAAACCAGAAGGUGGUUUCAAGAAGAAACUACAGUCAUCUCUUGAAGCACAAAUUCGGUUUUCAAUCAAAAAAUGUCGGGUACUUUCGGGCUCUGAAACGGGUCCUCCUGGGUCAAGAAAUGGACCCGGACCCAUUUCAAGUCAUAUGCCUUUGUUUUCACUUGAUGGGUCUAAAGCUGUUUUGCUUCUUGAUAAACUCUCAAACAAUUCAGGCGAAUCUUUAGAGUUUGCCACUAGCAUUGUUGAGAAUGUUCUAGAAGGUAUCUCAACUUCAGACUCACUUCUACUUGAAACCCAUAGUCAAAGUUCAAAUAAAGAAGACAUUCUUUCUUUAAAGGAGUUCAUUUACAGACAAUGUGAUAUUUUAAGAGGUCGAGGGAGUAUCAGUGUCUCUGGUGGUGGUGGUGGGAUGGUGGCGGUGGCGGCUGCUGCUGCUGCCGCCUCGGUAGCUUCUGGAAAGCCUCCGCCUUUAACUCCUGAUCUUCCAUCUCUUGAUGUCUGGUUGACUUCCAGUCAAACCAUUUUACAUGGGCUUCUUUCUGCUAAGCCUGUGUUUAUACCUGAAUCUGAACAAACCAAAAGAAGAUCAAGACAACGAAAUAACGUUUCGGUUUCGGUUAUUGAAGGAAGUCAAACAAAAGUCAACGACCCUUUAGAACUUGCAGCAACAUAUUUGGAUAACAGUAAAGGGCUGAAUAGUAAAUUUUCAAUUUCUUGGUGUCAAAGAGCUUUACCUGUUGCUAAAGAUGUCUACUUACACGAUUUGCCACCAUGUUAUCCAACAUCACAACAUGAAACCCAUUUGUCAAAAGCUUUGACUUCUUUUAAGUCAAUGGUCAAAGGUCCAGCUGUGGAUUUUUAUUUGAGAAAACUGGAAAACGAAUGCACAUCAAUUUGGAUUUCGGGUAGACAACUAUGUGAUGCAGUUAGUUUAACAGGAAAAUCAUGUAUUCAUCAAAGACAUGACUCUUCAUUACCACAUUGUAGUGGUUUUGUUUUUCUUCAUGCGUGUGCAUGUGGGAGAUCAAGGAAAUUACGAUUAGACCCUUUUGAUUUUGAAGCAGCUAAUGUGAACUUUAGUUGUUACCCAGAAUGUGAUAAACUUCUUCCUACCCUUUUUUUACCAGAAGGAAACACAGAAGGGCCUAUUCAGUCAAAAUCUUGGAGUUUGACUCGAAUUGGAGGGUCAAGAUACUAUCAACCUUCAAAAGGGCUUCUCCAAAGUGGGUUUUCAAAUACAGAGAAGUUUCUUCUGAAGUGGAAAUUUUUUCUUGAAAAACAGAAAGAAUUCAGUAAAGAUUCAAGGGUUGAAGUUGUUUCAGAUGUAAAGGUGAAAAAAACAGACAAUGGGGUGGAGAUUAAUUCUAAAUCCAAGAAUCUUGAUGACAAUAAGAGUAAUUCCACUAAAGUUGUUCCUAAUUUUACAAUGAAAAAACCUUUUUCUGAAGUUGUUGCAGGAUCAUCAUCUACAAGUUCUGGGUUUCCUCCACUUCAAUUAAAAAAGAAAACUUUAUUAACUUUGGAAAAUGUUAAUAAAGAGAAGAACAUUGGAGAAACACCACAUGAUAAUCAAGAAUCUAAAAAAAUCGGGACUUUGUCUUCUGUUCAUGAAGAUGGAAACGGGAAUACCAAUGGAAAUCCGUUUCUACAAAAGGGUAGUUUUGGUAAUUUGUUAAACAUGAAUGGAAGGGAGAACAAUUCUUUAAAUCAGGUGGUGGUAUACAUUGGAUUUGAGCAUGAAUGUCCAUGUGGACACAGAUUCAUAUUGACACCAGAUCAUCUAAAAGGGCUUGGAUCCAUUUAUGCAGUGGAUGAAUCUGCUGAAAAUAAUUUGGAUCGUAGAGGGGUAGAUUCGUCAAAGAUGGGUAAAUAUGGAGGGCAUGGUAAAAUCCAUAGACACUCAAAUAGAAUGGUGAAUCCUGGUGUUAGUAAGGUCAGAAAUCCAGUAAAGUCAAAAGAAAUAGGGAGUAAUGGUAAUCAAGGGCAAAAUGGUCACAAAGAUAUUGAAGGAAGUCUUGAGUCAAUGAUUCUUGAUGAUGAUGGGAAUGGUGUUUUUCCUUUACUAAAUAGAAACUUACCAUUGUACCUAAAUUGCCCUCAUUGCCAGAUCCAUAAGAAUAAGAAUGAUUCACCAAAUGUUCAAUUUGCUGGCACUAUUUCACAGCUUCAGAGAAUAUUUCUGGUUACACCUCCCUUCCCUGUUGUCCUGACUACAUGUCCAGUUAUUCAAUUUGAGGUGUCAUGUCUACCUCCAUCAGUGGUUGACCAUGACCAUGAACAGAAGAAGCUGCAGUUCAGCCUUGGUUGUCCGGUGAUACUGCCGCCAGAGAGCUUCCUCUCCCUCAGGCUUCCAUUUGUUUAUGGAGUGAAGCUUCAAGAUGGAACUUUUCAUCCUCUCAAACCUUUUCAAAGUCAACCAGAGUUGACCGCAUGGUUGACCAAAACCACAGCUUUACAGCUGCAAUUUUGCCUGCUUUCAGGUAGAGUUUGUAUUGGUUAAUUUGGUGAUCCAAUGAUGAUUGAUGAUGAUGAUGCCUGUGUUACAGUGAUAUCAGGGACUAAAAAGUAAAAACCUCAAAUAAGGACCAAAGUUGCAAGAGAAAAACCGUGUUGGGACCAAAAUUGCAAAAAUCAGCUAUACUUGAGGGACUAAAAAUGUAAUUUACUGUUAUUCUAAUGAUGGUGUUUGUUAAUUCUGUUUAUGGACCAUAGGCCUCUCUGGAAAUGGUUGGUGUUUUGUGGGAUUCUUGAGCAUAACCAGGUUGAAAUGUAAAGAUCUACAAUAAUGCCAGAUUAAGAGGUGCUGCGGCUUCUGGGAAAUGGGAAGAGAAGGCUGAUUGCAUUUGCAUGACGUCAGAGGAAGGAGAAGAGUGGUUGGAAUUUGGAAUUUGGAAUUUGGAAAUGGGAAUUGUUGGGUAAUAAUUGCUAAUGUUUAAAGAUAAUAAUAAAGUGAUAUUUAAGAUUUGCUUUCAACAUAUAACUAAUUGGGAGUUUAUUGUAUUCUGUUUCUUACUAUGAAUGUAUUAAUCAGUUUAUUGCCAA